Molecule: messenger RNA, 1062 nt
Organism: Racocetra persica
Lineage: Eukaryota; Fungi; Glomeromycota; Glomeromycetes; Diversisporales; Gigasporaceae
Source: the annotation of a GenBank genome assembly
CUUGGACGAGCAUUUGCCACGAUUGAUAAGUCUACAGUAAUUAUAAUUAAGAGUUCAUAUAUAACAAAUUGGAUUCAAUGGAUAAAAAAUAUAGCGAUUGGAAUGUUUGGAGCCAAAUGGAUGGCAUAUGGAUAUUUAUUUUUUACACAAGAUCUUGACCUUAUAAUAUCAUCAGGAAAAGUAGCAAUUAUAGGUAUAGGAAUUGGAGCAUUUCUAACGACUAGAUUUGCAAUGAUAACAAUGUUGAAAGAAGUUAUACUUGCACAAGGACGAAAAGCAUCACAAGUAAAACUUGAUCUUAAUAAUGUAGAGUAUAGACAACUUUAUAAAAUGACACCACAAGAAAUACGGAAUUAUAUGUUUACAUUUCUAAUGGGAGCAUUAUUGAAAAAUGGUAACCUUAACGAAGCAUUAAUAGUUUUGCAUCAUAUGACAAAUAAUGAAGCACCAUUAAAUAAGAAUUUAUGUCGCAUGAAAAUGUCAAAAGUGGCACUUGAGACCAUUGAGAAGUUUCAAGAACAUGGAUUUCAUCCUAAUGCAGAAACAUUCUUACCUGUUUAUAAUUCACUUAAAAGGCAAGGGAGUAUUGAAGAAUUUAUUAGGCUGCAUAGAUUAAUGAGGGACAAGAACUCAUACAUCCAUUCUUCUGCUGUUACACAAGUGAAACGAUUGGGAGUUGUUGGAGCCGGUCAAAUGGGGAUGGGCAUCGCUCUGGUUGGUGCAAAAGUCUCAGAAUUGCCUGUUAAAAUUUUUGAUUCAAACCCUGAGCAGAUCAAAAAAGGAUUGAAAUUAGUAGACGAAUUACUUCGCAAGGAUGUUACUAAGAACCGUAUUACGGAAGAACAAGUCACUUCUAUAAAACAACGGAUCACAACUAUAACUGAUAUUUCUGGAUUAUCAGAUGUUGAUUUUGUUAUCGAGGCAGUUUCUGAAAAUGUUGCUUUAAAACAAAAGAUAUUUGAAAAUUUGGAUAAUAUUUUAAAUAAGGAAUCAAUUUUGGCUACAAAUACUAGUAGCAUUAGCAUAACAAAGAUUGCAGCUGCUACGAAAAGGCCUGAAAAG